UGGUUCUGACACGACCGGAACUCACCACGCGUGCCGUUUGCAUGAGUGACGGUGAAUGAUGAGUCACACAGAAGCACCGCGCCAUGUCAUUGCGCCAACAAUUUGUCAACAACAGCAAGAGCAACUUGAAUUUUUUUGCCAUGCUCCGUUAGUUGGACAGGUUGUUUUCAGGUCUGACACUUUUAACAUUCCAGUUUCGUUUGUGUUACGGAUUAGCUGUCGCUGUGCGAUUAUUAUGGUGAUUUGCCUACUUAUUUGUUCAUUCGUUGUACUUGGAAUCAUGGAUGACGCUUCCUAAAGUAAUAACGGUAUAACCAACUUAGAACUAAGAAGUUUCUUUUUCACCAGUUUAGUUUACUGUGCUGUUUACGAUUGGCAACAGUUAACACAUCUCAGCUCGCAGGAAAGACAGUUAUCCUAUCGUUCCAUUGAUGUCGUCCUGUUAAUUCUGUGUGAUCUCAAAUUCUUGUAUGUUUUUCCUGGAAAUUCACAAAUCUGUCCCCGUUAUCGGAGUUUAUUUACUGCGUGCUGCUGGGAAUUGACAAGCUAGACUACAGAGAUAGCAGCGUAUUCUUAUCUGCAUUGAUAAAUGUGGCGCAUGUGGGUACAACCUGGUUGAGUUGCCUGCGUAAAGCACGGUGAAAACAGAAGCUGGAACUGUGGAGUUAUCAGUCUGAUUGGUUGUGGAUGUGAAAAGGAAUUUUUGCCAUACUCUUAUGUUAGCGCAGGAUUAGAAAAAUCUGAGGAAUUCAUUUAGCCACCUGUUUGCAUACAUUCCGCGCGGGGUUUUCCGCUGGCCAUCCGUGUUACAGACGCCAUUGUGCUGGUGAUAUUAUGGUGGAGAAAUGUGUGCGAGAUCGCGUGGAGAGCGUACCGUGCAGUGCGAGCGCGACCCUGUGCAACUGGCAGCGUGAAGUGUCCUUGAAGGUCUCUAAUGGCUCAACGGAUUCGCUCUUUGCCAGUCCAUCCGGCUGUGCCGGAUGCGGCGAUGCCGUCUGCGGACUGGUCAUGGUGGCCGGCGACUGUGUCUACCAUCCCGAGUGUUUUUUAUGCGGCCAGUGCCAGUGCAUAAUUGGCGUCAGUGAGCCGUUUGUCCUCCUGGCCAGCGCCAGGCUCUGCUGUGAGAAAUGCUGGCAGACCAAACAGGACCCCGCUGAUGGUGACGCCAACACGCAUCCCCUCCUGCAUGUUAUUUGCACGCCGUCCGCCGACUUUGAUGCCCUUUUCCGCGAAAAACCCCCAUGCCUUCGAAUUGUAAAAAUGGGUGUGGGAAGUGUGGGAAAUAUUCGCAUCGGUGAUGAGAUCGUGGAGGUGGAUGGCCGUCCCGUGACGGACGAGAACUGGAGAGAGUUACUGUCCUCGAUUCGCUAUCGUCCUGAAAAACUGCCCCUUACUUUACACCGUCCGUCCGAUGGGCAUAAUAAAUGUGCCACGCUUCCGGUUAUCUCCCGUCCCCGCCACUCCGUCUCCCCCAUCAAUCCCCGCCCGCGCGCCUUUUCCCUAAACCGGCGGCGCAGUCGCUCCACUUCCCUGCCGCGAUACUCCACCAUCGAUGAGCCGGACUGUGCCGCGCCCGUCCGUCCGAACUCCGGGCUGGGCCGCAGCAGUGAGCAGCGUGGCAGCCGGCAGGAACUGCUGCGCGGCGUCUCCCAUCGGGCCCAUGAUCACCGCGGACACCGCUCCUUCCGGCCGUCGGAUCUCGUGGAGCUGGAAGAGAUCGGGCGGGGCACGUACGGGGUCACCUUCAAAAUCUGCCACCGGGAAACCGGCGAGAUUAUGACGAUGAAGAAACUCUACCGGUUCGAUCGUGUGGCCCAGGAAGAUUUUCUCCGCGAGAGCGCCGUCUUACGCAACGUGGACCAUCCCAAUGUGCUGCGUUUCAUCGGCGUGGUGAUCAAGGGGUAUAACCUGCACAUUAUCACCGAGUACGUGGCGGGCGGGACCCUGGAGGAGCGCAUUAAGGACCUGACGCAGCCGUUCGCCUGGCCGGAACGAGUGGGGGCCGCCCGUGAUAUUGCCGCUGGAUUGGCGCAUUUGCAUUCCUUGAGUAUAAUUCAUCGGGAUCUCAAAGUGGACAACUGUCUCAUUCGAGAGGAUGGAUCGGUCGUUGUGGCGGAUUUCGGAUUGGCCUGCAUCCUGCAAAAAAUUCCCAGUUCGCGACAUUCCGUGCACGGCUUCUCGUCCGACGAGCCGUCGGCCUCCAACAGCGAGGAGAAUCUGACCAGUUCCACCAUGAGCAGCGGCCGGAAACGGCGUUUGACGCGCGGUCCCAAACGGCAGACAGUGUGCGGCAACGCGUUCUGCAUGGCGCCGGAGAUGCUGCAGCACUGCUAUGAUGAACGCGUGGAUAUCUUCUCCUUCGCCAUCAUUCUCAUACAGAUGUUAGCCCGCAUCCCCAGCGACCCGGAGACCGGCGUCCCGCGCAGCCGCGACUUCGGUCUGGACCGCGAGCGCAUCCUGUCCACGCUGGUCCGUCCGGACACCCCGCCGCUGUACGUGACGAUCGCCUUAUUAGCCGGGGAUGUCGACCCGGAGCGCCGGCCGUCCUUCGCGCUUCUCCAGUCGUGGCUAGGGCGCCUGCUGCUCUGUCUGGAAGCCAAGCUGCCGGUGUCGUUGGAUCUGCACGCCGAGGUGGAGGAGUUUGUCCGCAGUGAUGUGGAACAGCCGCUGGUGAAGAAUCCCUUUCUGCGUGCCGCCAGUGAGCCGUUCUUCGAUGUUGAGAGCGGGGAUAGUGGAUACGGGGACGGCGGGGAAUCGGCGCGGAACAGUGUGCGGUCGCUGGUGAUUCGGUGAUAACAGAAAUGUGGGAAUGAGCUUUUACGUGAUAGAGCGUCGGCAGCAUGUUGUGUGGAUGGGUUGUGAAUGAUCUGGGUGGUAAUUUAUGAAUUUGUUUUUACGUUUUUCUGGGUCUGAUUCAAUGAUUUUCUUGGUCUGAUUUAACCUACAUUCCUUUCUUCAGUUUCUACAUUGUUGUUUUGUAAAAAAACGUCCUUGGCAGAUAGAGAGUUUAACUGUAAUACGAUUAUAAACAGUUUUAAUGUGUCCAGAAUUUGCUGACAAGAACAGAGAAUAGUAUGAGCAUUAA
Paramacrobiotus metropolitanus is the source of this 3085-nucleotide messenger RNA. RefSeq names its product LIM domain kinase 1-like. The record is from RefSeq and is a predicted model, not a curated record. The coding region runs from base 835 to 2793 and encodes 652 amino acids. NCBI's taxonomy places the organism in Eukaryota, Metazoa, Tardigrada, Eutardigrada, Parachela, Macrobiotidae. Gene Ontology annotation, cellular component: cytoplasm; nucleus. The transcript has 9 exons. Gene Ontology annotation, biological process: protein phosphorylation; actin cytoskeleton organization. Gene Ontology annotation, molecular function: protein serine/threonine kinase activity; ATP binding; protein binding.